AUGUUCUUUUCUACUUCCAACCGUGUCCACGUACUUGAUGCACCUGCUGCUAACGACAAAAAGUGUAUUGGUGGUGCACCUUGCCCUACACCCAGUAUGUCGCAUUCAGUAUCCACCGUAUUUCAAAACCGCAAGGCAUCAUUUCGACGUUCCAUCACUCGCAUGUUGCAUCCAAAAAAGUCUACUCAAGUGGAUGAUUUGGAUACACCUUGUUUAUCCACCUCGACAUCGAUUUCAUCAGUGCGUUCCAGCUUUUCAUUCUCACGCAAAUCAUCUUCUCAACAACCAUUGCCUGCUCCUCGUUCUUCGAAAUCCAUUGAGCUUGAGUCACUCAUUGUGGAAUACCCCUCUCGUACCGUUCGUGUCAGCUUGACCCCUAUUUGCGCUGCAUAA
Molecule: messenger RNA, 393 nt
Organism: Lichtheimia ornata
Lineage: Eukaryota; Fungi; Mucoromycota; Mucoromycetes; Mucorales; Lichtheimiaceae
Exons: 1
Coding region: 1-393 (130 amino acids)
Source: RefSeq, a predicted model, not a curated record